UGCCACAGCACAUCCCGCUUCUCAAACAUGAGUUCCCCGGAUAAUCAGAUGGAGCAGCCAAAGCAAAAUGAUGAGCUGAGGAUUGUUCUGGUUGGGAAGACUGGAGUUGGGAAGAGUGCAACAGGAAACACCAUCCUGGGAGUAAACGCUUUUAUGUCUAAGGUAUCUUCUUCCUCUGUGACAUCGGCGUGUGAAAAACACAAAAGGAAGGUGGAUGGGCAAAUGGUUGCUGUCAUUGACACACCAGGCUUGUACGACACCAAAUCUACCCAAGAGGAGAUCAUUAAUGAGAUCAAAAUGUGCAUCUCUUUCUCUGCUCCUGGUCCCCAUGUCCUGAUUGUGAUCCAGCUGGGUAGAUACACAGACGAGGAGAAAGGCACAGUGAACCUCCUCCAGCAGAUCUUUGGCAAAGAGGCUGAAAAGUACAUAGUGGUUUUCACUCGUGCAGAUGAUCUACAGGGAGAAAGUAUUGAAUCAUUCAUGAUGGCACGUGACAGCAGUGAAGAUUUAAAAACCUUGGUCUUUGAAUCAUGCCACGGGAGAUAUCAUGUCUUCAACAACAGAGACCUCAAUAAUCGCUCUCAGGUCUCUAAGCUGCUUGAGAAGAUCAACAACAUGACCAUAACGGAUGGAAGACAGCACCACUACACCAACAAAAUGUUCCAAGAGGCUGAUAGAGCGAUUGAGGAGGAGAAAGAUAGGAUUCUGAAAGAGAACGCAGAGCAGACAAGGAGUGAAAUGGAAGCACUGGAAAGUAAAUAUGAAGGAAUAGGCUCUGGAGGAAGCGAAGAAGAAGCUGAUGCAAGAAAAGGAGAGAGAAGUGCUAACAGCAAUGACCUGAGACUGGUGUUGGUCGCCCUGAGUGGAGUGGGGAAGAGUGCAGCAGGAAACACCAUUCUGGGCCAAGAGGUGUUUGAUUCCAGAAUCAGCUUCAAACCAGUAACACUGAAGAGUGAGAGGCAAGAGGGAGAGGUGUGUGGGAGGAGAGUGAUGGUGGUGGACACUCCAGGUCUGUCCAACAGUGACGUCUCUGAGGAAGAAGUGAGACGGGAGAUGGAGAGAGCCAUAACUCCUGUAGUGAACCAGGUCCCCAUGCCUUCCUCCUGGUCAUUCAGCUGGGCCGCUUCACAGAACAAGAGAAGAGAGUGA
This is a messenger RNA of Coregonus clupeaformis (lake whitefish), 1149 nucleotides long. RefSeq names its product GTPase IMAP family member 7. Gene Ontology annotation, molecular function: GTP binding. The record is from RefSeq and is a predicted model, not a curated record. Lineage: Eukaryota; Metazoa; Chordata; Actinopteri; Salmoniformes; Salmonidae.